CGCCUGGCGCAUGCGCGGCAGCGGAUGAAGGCUGUCCCCGAGCGAUGGGAACCGGCGCCUGUUUCCUUUCUUCCAGCUGAUUCCAAAGAGAUCAUGCCAAUGAACCGCAUAGCUCUCAGUUUCACAAAUAAAACAAUACUGGCGCCAAUGGUUCGGGUUGGGACCCUGCCGAUGAGACUACUGGCUUUGGAUUAUGGUGCCGAUAUUGUAUAUUGUGAGGAGCUGAUUGACAUAAAGAUGCUUCAGUGCAAAAGAGUUGUAAAUGAAAUCCUCGGAACUGUGGACUUUGUUGCCCCCAAUGAGAGAGUGGUGUUCCGGACGUGUGAAAGAGAAAAAGACCGUGUUGUCUUUCAAAUGGGCACAGCUGAUGCUGAGAGAGCCUUGGCGGUAGCCAAACUUGUAGAGGAUGAUGUUGCUGGCAUUGAUGUCAACAUGGGAUGCCCCAAAGAAUAUUCCACAAAGGGAGGAAUGGGAGCAGCCCUCUUGUCUGAUCCGGACAGAAUAGAAUCUAUUCUGACUACGCUCAUCAAUGGUGUAUCUAAGCCAGUCACCUGCAAAAUCCGAAUUUUGUCAUCGGAUGAAGAAACGCUAAGAUUGGUAAAGAGGAUAGAGCAGGCUGGAGUUGCUGCAAUUGCCGUUCAUGGAAGGAAGAAAGAAGAGAGGCCUCAGCACCCUGUCCACUGCGACGUGAUCAAAGCCAUCUCCGAGGCAGUUUCUAUCCCAGUAAUAGCCAAUGGAGGAUCUCAUGAUUUCGUCAAAGCGUAUUCUGACCUUCGGAUCUUCCAGGAGGCAACCUCGGCAUCUUCCGUAAUGGUGGCCCGGGCUGCCAUGUGGAACCCCUCUGUCUUCAGGAAGGAAGGACUUUUGCCCCUGAAGGACGUCAUGCAGGAAUAUAUCAAAUACGCAGUGAGAUACGAUAAUCAUUAUACCAAUACAAAGUAUUGCUUGUGCCAGAUGUUAAGGGAGCAAUUAGAAAACGCACAAGGAAAGAAGCUUCACGCUGCACAGUCUUUACAGGAAAUCUGUGAAGUUUUCGAUAUGAGUAGUUUCUUCCAAGAAGCAUCUGAUUUACUGGAGAAGAAAAAAGUUUCGCUACAAGUCAAGAGCCCAAAUAAUGAUGAUCACACUGAAGACACAGAUGUCAUCAAGAUGGCAGUUAGGUUUGAUAAACGAGAGUAUCCCCCACAAAUUACCCCCAAAAUGUAUCUUCUGGAAUGGUGCAGGAAAGAGAAGCUGAUUCAACCUGUUUAUGAAACAAUCGAAAGACCGCGGGAUCGACUGUUUGGUUCGGUUGUGACGGUUGCUGGGCAAAAAUACAGCUCAACGUUAUGCAGCCACUUAAAAGUCCCAGAUGCAAGAUCCAUGGCUCUAUGAGUAAAGUAAAAUGAAGUGAAGUAAAAGUUAAGCAUAAGAGAAACUGAAAAGUAAAGUUAAACAGUAAAUUAAAAAGUAAAGAUAAAUAAUAGAAUAGAUCUACCUAAGGAAAGAUCUGUCUACCAGAUAGAUAUCCACUCCAGACAAGAUUGAUUUAUGUCUGUUGUACUUGGGAGGUAGAGCCAAACCAUUAUAGUUUAUGUUUUAGUUUACAGAGUGGUACAAUCAAGAUCAUGUGAGGUACUAAUACCACUCUAUAAAGCCUUAAUAAGACCACACCUAGAAUAAUGCAUUUAGUUUUGGUCACCACACUAUAAAAAAGAUGUUGAGACUCUAGAAAGAGAGCAGAGAAGAGCAAACAGGAUGAUUAGGCUAAAACAUGCAAUGAACGGUUGCAGGAACUGAGCAUAAUCACUCUAGUGAAGAGAAGGACCAGGGGAGAAAGGAUAGCAACCUUCCAGUAUUUGAAGGGCUGCCACAGAGAGGAGCGGUCAAGCUAUUUUCCAAAGGCCAGACAAGAAAUAAAGGAUGGAAACUGAACAAGGAGAGAUUCAACCUGGAAAUAAGGAGGAAUUUUCUGACAGUGAGAGCAAUCAACCCAUGGAACAGAAGUUGCUUUCGGAAGUUGUGGGAGCUUCAUCCCUGGAGGCUUUCAAGAAAAGAUUGGAUUGCCAUCUGUCAAAAAUGGUGUAGAGUCUCCUGCUUGGGCAGGGAGAGGGGGGUUGGACUAGAUGACCUACAAGGUCCCUUCCAACUCUGUUAAUCUGUUAACGUCUUAAUAUGAAAUAAGACCACCUCCUCAAAUGGCUGGGUUAAGGGCAUUUAUUUUAUUCAUUUAAAACACUAAUCCAACUGCUCCCCUUAUCACCAAGCUCGGGCUCAAAAGUCAAAACAACAUGCAAAACGUCAUUCAAACUGUCACAUUGGUGGGAAUUUAAAUUUUUGUGCACUAAAAAACACAUUCGGUUUGGUGCAAAGAAUGCAAGAAUUCCAGAUGGCCAUACACAGAAGCCUUUUC
This is a messenger RNA of Pantherophis guttatus, 2392 nucleotides long. RefSeq names its product dihydrouridine synthase 2 (gene DUS2). Gene Ontology annotation, biological process: tRNA dihydrouridine synthesis. Gene Ontology annotation, cellular component: cytoplasm. Gene Ontology annotation, molecular function: flavin adenine dinucleotide binding; tRNA dihydrouridine synthase activity; tRNA binding. The record is from RefSeq and is a predicted model, not a curated record. NCBI's taxonomy places the organism in Eukaryota, Metazoa, Chordata, Lepidosauria, Squamata, Colubridae.